AUGGUAAACAUGAGAGGAUUUAAUUUUAGAAGCUUCACAUUCAUGCUCUUCAUUGUUUUUCUAGCUUGGUCAUCAAGUUUUGAGACCUGCAUUGCUAGAAGAGGCAAGCAUUGGAGGCAAAGCAGAGCAAACUCAGCUUCUCUGGGCAAGACGAAAGGAAAAGGCAUUGGCAACAGCCACCACCAACACCAUAAUGGAGUAUCAAAACCAAAACCUAAGCCUCCUCCACAUAAAGCUCCAUCAUUACCUCCUUCUGCUCCGAAAGAAGAUGGACCAAUACCAAGUCCACCGAAGAAAGGCUCCACCUCCUUCAAUGUGCUUGAUUUUGGGGCCAAGGGUGAUGGAAAGAGCGACGAUACAAAGGCAUUCCAAGCUGCAUGGGCAGCAGCUUGUAAAGUCGCUGCAUCAGCCAUGAUCGUUCCAGCAGACCAUGUAUUCCUUGUGGGACCUGUUUCUUUCGCUGGUCCGUACUGUCAACCAAACAUUGUAUUUCAACUGGAUGGCAAAAUUAUUGCCCCAAACUCCAAUGCUUGGGGUAGAGGUCUCUUUCAAUGGCUUCUAUUCACAAAGCUUGUAGGAAUCACAAUUCAGGGAACAGGCACCAUAGAUGGAAGUGGCUCAGUAUGGUGGCAAGACUACCCAUUUGACAGUCCUAUAGACGGUGAAACACAACUCAUUAUUCCACUAAACAACACAGUACAACAGCACCCACCGAUGCCCGUAAGAAGCGAACUCAGCGGGAAAAUGUCAGGCAUCAAGCCCACUGCACUGAGAUUUUAUGGAAGUUUCAAUGUGACAGUCACAGGCAUAACAAUUCAAAACAGUCCACAAUGCCACCUCAAGUUUGACAACUGCGUCGGAGUCGUUGUACAUGAUAUGAGUACCUCAUCUCCAGGAAACAGUCCAAAUACAGAUGGAAUCCACCUGCAGAACUCCAAAGAUGUGCUAAUUCAUAGCACUGAUCUUGCUUGCGGAGAUGACUGUAUUUCUAUACAAACCGGAUGCACAAAUGUAUACAUACACAAUGUUAAUUGCGGACCAGGACAUGGAAUCAGCAUUGGAGGUCUGGGAAAGGAUAAUACCAAAGCUUGUGUCUCAAACAUCACCGUGCGAGAUGUUGUUUUGCAAGGCACAAUGACCGGUGUCAGAAUUAAGACAUGGCAGGGUGGAUCAGGCUCUGUACAAGGGAUAUUGUUCUCAAACAUUCAAGUUUCAGAGGUUCAACUUCCAAUAGUGAUUGAUCAAUUCUAUUGUGACAAAAGCAAAUGCAAAAACCAAACAUCAGCAGUGGCUCUCUCAGGAAUCAACUACGAAAAAAUAAGAGGAACUUACACAGUAAAACCCGUACACUUUGCCUGCAGUGAUGCCCUACCAUGCGUGGAUGUAAGUCUAACUGCCAUAGAGCUAAAACCACUAAAAGAACAGUAUCACCUCUACGAUCCGUUCUGCUGGCAGACUUUUGGAGAGUUGACCACUCCUACCAUGCCUCCAAUUAGCUGCCUACAGAUUGGCAAGCCAUCAAGCAACCGGCCUCAGUCAGAUCACGGUGCAUGUUGA
Molecule: messenger RNA, 1557 nt
Organism: Dovyalis caffra
Lineage: Eukaryota; Viridiplantae; Streptophyta; Magnoliopsida; Malpighiales; Salicaceae
Source: the annotation of a GenBank genome assembly